AAUAACUAGUAUGAGUUAUGAGUGAAGACCGGUAGAUGAGCGUAGUGGAGGUGUAUGGGGUAAGAUGAGUGUAGUGUGAGGAGGAGGAGGGUUGAGACACGGUGUUUACACCUGCACCACCGCCAGCUGGACACACUCCUCAGCCCUCGGCCACAACAACGACACACUCCUCACACACUACACACAUUCGAGUGCCUUCACACCUCGCAAUAUCUUAGGCAGCCCACGAGUGUACCAGAGGAUCAGAAAGACUGCUGAACUAGGAGAUGGAUGCAGAAUCUCGGUGAAAAACCCAAGUGUGUGCACAACAACUCUAUACAUGAUACCAUUAGUCAUCGCCAGGUUGAUGGGACAAUGCGUAAAUAUCAGCAGCUUGCUCUUACCAUUGUAGCCAUUGUCAGUCUUGUUGCCUUUUUGUUUUAUAAACAUGAAUAUGAAAGAUUAAGGUACACACUUGAAUAUCUUGACACGUUUGGGGAAGCCCCAUCUAAAGGGGAAGUUGUUAGACCACAAUGUGGAUACAAUACUCAUCACAAGAUAUCUACACCACCCACAGACUGGGUGCAGGUGACAUCUGAUCUUGAAGUCUACUCUUCAUUUUGGGAUGACCAAAAUGGUAUUGGUGAACCUCAGAUUAGAACUAUAGCAGCUGUACGCAAAAGUAUUGAAGCUCCCUCAGACCUCGGCAGCUUGAUUUGGUUUGAGUCAGAAGGAACACCUGUCCCUGGAACUUGCAGUGUUGAAUUUGCAUCAGAGAGAGUCCAUGGACAGAACACACUUGAAGAAGAUAUAGGUGUUCUCUAUAUUUUAUGCACUGCUGAUGAUAAAAAGCUAAUGCUUAGCAAAACACCAUACAUGAUACAAUUUAAGGUAGGCUCUGCAGAACCAUCACAACCUGUCUUUAUACAUGAGAGUGAGAGCUUGAAGAGCAUCAUCAACAAGUCUGCAAUUUGUAUUCUGCCUGCUGAGAGCCCUGUUGCUACUCUAAAAGUUAUUGAAUUUAUCUCAUUUUAUAACAUUAUUGGGGUAGAUAAAUUUUCAAUAUAUGGGCCUGUCCUUACACCCUUGGCUAGAAAGCUACUGGAUAAGUACAGUGAUGAGGUAGGUAUUGAAUAUGAAGAAAAGCUCUUUAGUUCCUCACAAAAUUUUAAGCUUACUCAGCCUGUGGUAAAGAGAAUUAUUGAACUUGACUGUAUUUACCGCCAUAGGGACACUCAGGAAAAUGUUUUGAUACUUGAUUUAAACCAUUAUGUUAUGCUUGAGCUCAAAGCCACUCUGCAAGAAACCCUUCUGGCCCUAAGGGGUGGCAACCAUCAUCAUCGGGAUGUGGCAGAAUUUCACCUGACCACCCAGAAGGUGUGUUUAGAUAAGCAGCACAUGAAGAAAGGUACCUUACUUUUAUCACAGCAAGUACGAACAGUGGGACGCAUGAAGGAAAUGGGAGUAGCAAUCUUACGGCCUCACUUUUUAACAGCAUCAUCAGUUGGUGGUGCGGGUGGUGGUCCUCCAGUCAGUCAACAUAUUUCUGCUGCUACAGUAGUAGUUCAUAAUUACUCUGUUUGCUCCUCUACGGAUAAUCAUGAUGACAGACUCCAUCUUCCUACAUACAAAAAAUUUGUGGAUAAAUUAGAAAAAUCCCUCUUGUACAGGAAGUGGAUAAUUAACCACUAAUUACUAUACUGCAUUGCAUUCUGUGAUAAAUCAGAAACAAAGGUUUUAAUGUGAGUUAAUUUAUUGUUAAGCCAAACAUAGCUAGUGAUUUCAAAAAUAUAUAUUCUUGUCAACAGUUUGGACAAUUUUAAUGUACAGGAAUACUGUACAGUACUCAAACUGUUUUUCCAGUACCCUGUAUGUGUAAGCCUAAGUUAAUGUAAUGUAUAAUAUUGGCUGGUGGAUUUUGUAUCUCAUUGUUUAUUUACAGUAGUUUUACAGAUAAUACUUAAGUAUUGAAUUGCCUUUCAGAAUUGCUUUACUUAUAAUGAAUAUGGUUUUCCCCAUAUUUAAAUUUUAUGACUAUAGCUUUAUUGUAUGGCUGCCAGACAUAACUUUCAUUUAUACUGGAACACAUAUUUUAUAUGCUGUAUGUAAAUGGUUCUCUGUAUGCUUGGUAAGCUGGAAGAGUAUAAAUUAAUAUAGCUUGUGUCUGUAUUACGAGACGAGCAAAAUGCUUGCUUUUUAUAUAAAGCUCAUCGUAAUCACAACUUUUUUGAGGAACUUUUUGUAAAUAAAGUUAAGAAUGCUUUC
Messenger RNA from Procambarus clarkii (red swamp crayfish), 2244 nucleotides. RefSeq lists its product as uncharacterized. The record is from RefSeq and is a predicted model, not a curated record. Lineage: Eukaryota; Metazoa; Arthropoda; Malacostraca; Decapoda; Cambaridae.